AUGACUGGCGCCGGCAAUGCCCCGCCCAUGAUGGUUCCCGCCAAGGCCGUCUACAUGGUGCGGGACCUCCGCCGACUGACCAAAUUUCACAAGAUUCCUUUUGCAAUGCGACCAGACUUUCCGCAGUUUGCAAUGGAGUUUGGCAGCAUUCGCUCGCAGCGUUUCCUACUCGCUGCUCAGGAGCUUCUAAAGUCGGAGCAAUCGGAAGCUGGUCGGGAGCAGGAAGAGGCGCUCAUUCGCCGCUUCUUUCAGGCCUUCUUCUCGCCGACCGAGCCCAGCGCCGACAUCUCCAACCUGGAGGCGAUUCAGUCGCUGGCGCUGAGCACUGGCGCUGACGCCGGCCUGGUGGCACAGGCGGCCAAGGACUGCUCCGGUGACCCGGUGAAGGCGAAGCUGCGGGCGAACACCGACGCGGCCAGCGCUCUGGGCGGCUUCGGCCUGCCCAUCACCGCCGUUCACCUGCCGGAGAAGGUCGGAGGGCCGCAGGCAAUCUGGGGCUGCGACCGAAUGCACAUUGUCGGCCAUCUGCUGGGCGAGA
This is a messenger RNA of Rhagoletis zephyria (snowberry fruit fly), 538 nucleotides long. NCBI's taxonomy places the organism in Eukaryota, Metazoa, Arthropoda, Insecta, Diptera, Tephritidae. The record is from RefSeq and is a predicted model, not a curated record.